Messenger RNA from Cynara cardunculus var. scolymus (artichoke), 1720 nucleotides. RefSeq names its product phosphatidate cytidylyltransferase 1-like. Lineage: Eukaryota; Viridiplantae; Streptophyta; Magnoliopsida; Asterales; Asteraceae. Bases 154 to 1428 code for a protein of 424 amino acids. The record is from RefSeq and is a predicted model, not a curated record. The transcript has 12 exons. Gene Ontology annotation, cellular component: endoplasmic reticulum membrane. Gene Ontology annotation, molecular function: phosphatidate cytidylyltransferase activity.
UGUGUGUAUAUAUAUAUAUAUAUAUAUAUCUACAUGUGUGCGCAAGGGUCUGUGUUAAGUCUGCAAAGUGUUUGAAGAUUGAUUUCGCUUACAGUGAUUCAGAUUUGACUGCUGGUUUGUUGUUGAUUAAGUAUACAUUGUAGUUGUGGGACCAUGAUAAAGGAGAACGGUAGUAGUGUGCAAGUUACACAUACCGGACGGAUUCGACGCCGUAAGGGUUCAAACGAGGUUCCAGCUGAUGUAGGCCAAGCGAAUGGAAACCACUUGCUUGUAAAUGAUCAAAAUAAGUACAAGUCAAUGUUGAUUCGUGCUUAUUCAAGUAUUUGGAUGAUUGGCGGCUUUAUAUUUGUUGUCUACAUGGGGCAUCUCUAUAUAUGGGCCAUGGUUGUCAUUAUACAAAUUUUCAUGGCAAAAGAGCUGUUCGGUCUACUAAGAAAAGUAAACGAAGACAAACAACUACCAGGAUUUAGGCAUUUAAAUUGGCACUUCUUCUUCACAGCUAUGCUAUUUGUAUAUGGUCGCAUUCUUAGUCAGCGGCUUGUCAAUACCGUCACAACAGACAAGUUUUUGUAUAAAAUUGUGGGCAACCUUAUCAAAUAUCACAUGGUUACCUGUUAUUUCUUGUAUAUAGCAGGUUUUGUGUGGUUCAUUCUCUCACUAAAGAAAAAGAUGUACAAAUAUCAGUUUGGCCAAUAUGCAUGGACACAUAUGAUCCUUAUUGUGGUUUUCACGCAGUCCUCUUUCACAGUAGCCAAUAUAUUUGAAGGGAUUUUCUGGUUCCUUCUGCCUGCAUCACUGAUCGUCAUCAAUGAUAUUGCUGCCUACAUUGUUGGCUUCUUCUUUGGAAAAACCCCAUUGAUCAAGUUAUCCCCAAAGAAGACUUGGGAGGGAUUUAUCGGAGCAUCAGUUACAACAAUUAUAUCUGCCUUCGUGCUUGCUAAUUUUUUUGGUCGGUUCCAGUGGUUUACAUGCCCUAGAAAGGACCUAUCAACUGGUUGGCUCCAAUGUGACCCGGGCCCGCUGUUUACGCCAGAGACCUUUACUUUACCUGGAUGGCUUCCUGAAUGGUUUCCGUGGACAGAGAUGGAAGUUAUGCCUGUGCAAUGGCAUGCAUUGGGUCUUGGACUUUUUGCUUCAAUUAUUGCACCUUUUGGAGGCUUCUUUGCUAGUGGGUUUAAAAGAGCCUUCAAGAUCAAGGAUUUUGGGGAUAGCAUUCCUGGGCACGGUGGAAUGACAGACAGAAUGGAUUGUCAGAUGGUGAUGGCCGUCUUUGCAUACAUCUACCAUCAGUCGUUCAUUGUGGCUCAAAGCGUAUCAGUAGGGAUGAUCUUCGACCAGAUUAUAAUGAAUCUGUCAUACGAGGAGCAAAGAGCAUUAUACACAAACCUCGGACAAAUCAUCCAGGAUCGGCAGUUUGGUGAAUCUUAAAGACUACAACAACGAUACAUUGUACACCAGAGUCGAUUGUAUUAAAAUGUCGGGACUUCUCGUGACCGUUUUCAUGGUUUGCUUAGAAAGAGUUGCUUCGUGGUUUACACCUGUAUAGUGGUUGUGUUUAGAUGAGUAAGAUUUGUCCCGUGUUCCUCUCGACCCGUGUCUAUUUUAGUAAUUUUACGUUUAUGGCUUAAUCAGUUGGAUAUAUAUUCGAGUUAAGAGAUUUGUUUUCGGCUAACAUUGUGCCGCAAGUUCUAAUUUUCACUUGCAGUUUUCACGUUGCUCA